This is a messenger RNA of Artibeus jamaicensis (Jamaican fruit-eating bat), 3254 nucleotides long. It is a transcript of the gene CRIPT, whose product is annotated as CXXC repeat containing interactor of PDZ3 domain. The record is from RefSeq and is a predicted model, not a curated record. Lineage: Eukaryota; Metazoa; Chordata; Mammalia; Chiroptera; Phyllostomidae. Gene Ontology annotation, cellular component: dendrite. Gene Ontology annotation, molecular function: PDZ domain binding; microtubule binding. Gene Ontology annotation, biological process: cytoplasmic microtubule organization. The transcript is spliced from 5 exons. Bases 91 to 396 code for a protein of 101 amino acids.
UUUUGUAACCCGGAAGGGGAAUCUUUCCCUGGUUGUAUUCUGUUUUCAAGUGGCUUCAGCUACUGCUGCUACGGGAAUCGUCGCUGAAGGAUGGUGUGCGAAAAAUGUGAAAAGAAACUUGGUACUGUUAUCACUCCUGAUACAUGGAAAGAUGGUGCAAGGAAUACCACAGAAAGUGGCGGAAGAAAGCUGAAUGAAAAUAAAGCUUUGACCUCAAAAAAAGCCAGAUUCGAUCCAUAUGGAAAGAAUAAGUUCUCCACUUGCAGAAUCUGUAAAAGUUCUGUGCACCAGCCAGGUUCUAAUUACUGCCAGGGCUGUGCCUACAAAAAGGGCAUCUGCGCCAUGUGUGGGAAAAAGGUUUUGGACACGAAAAACUACAAGCAAACGUCUGUCUAGAUGUAUUGAUGAAGUUUCUGGCUAUCGGAUUUCAUUUUCUGCUUUAAAUUUUCAAGGCAUAUCAUAGAUGUUCAAGUUACAGAAUCACACGUUUUAAGACAAUUAAGUUAAAACCAGGGAAUUUGAUUAGUAUUCAUUUUUUUGCUCUCAAGUUCUGAGUAGCAGCAGUUUAAUUAGUCUGCCUUGUGUGCAUUUGAUUAAAGCAGAAUAAGUGGCAAAUUUAACAACAAAAAAUAUUGGCCCAGUUCUCUAUGCACUUUUUAUUUAACAUUAUUCAUGUAUUCUUACUGUCUUUUCCCUCUACUUAUAUCGUUUGCUCAGAACUUGGCAUCCAGACUUACACUCUUUGGUCACGUAUUCCCUUGUUGGUUGCCUAGUUCUUAGAAUCAGCAGUACCUUAAUUAAUUGCAGCUUCACAGGGUAUUUAAGUAUCUGAGACCAUUAUGGCUGAAUGGUUCCUUAGCCCAGACCUAAAUCAAAAGUUGUAUAUAUGAUUUUUAGAAAUUUGUUCUUGAACUGAUAGUGCUAAUAAUACCUUUCAUAUGAGAAUAAGAACACAAGGGAUACCACAUACAUAUCCAAGUGAAUACACUGGAUUUCAGGAAAACACAUGACCUUGAAUUCACACUAUUAUGAAAACCAAGAGAACAGUGUUUGUUAUGAUGAUAUACAAUGGAAAUGAAUUACCACUCUUUGGGAAAGCUCUUAGAAGCAAAAAUGAAGCUUCUUUAAUUCUCUCUCCCCACCCCCAACCAAAAAAUUAGAACAAAGCAAACACUUUGAUUCUUAAAAUAUAUGUAUAUAUCCUCAAAGAAAGAUUUUUGUUUUACUGCCAUCGGAGGUUCGGGACUUCUGCUUUGGAAACCUGUAGCCUACUAAGGGAGACCAAGAAAGUGUUCCCUAAUGUCAAGUUCAGUCUGUAUAAAUACCAUCAUCAGAUGUGUAGAGUAGAUGACAUGAUGUACAUAAUAACAGAUACUGCAUUUUUUAUUUUAAAAUUAUGGAAAAUAAAGUUUUAACUGAUUAUAAGUUUUUAAAAAUAGCGUUUCUGGGAUACAUUGUUAUUAAUAUCCAGAAAGAUCUCUAGGAUAAUGUCAAAUAUAAUAAAUAAUAGCUGCAAAGACAGGAAAUAUCUCCUCAUGCUUUAAACAAUUUAGGACUAUUAGUUAAAAUCAACAAAAGGGACUCAUCAUAGGACCCAGUUAGAGGGUGGGCCAGGUACGUUAACAGUUGGGUGGCCAGCUUCGGGAAAGGUGUGUUUCCCAGGUGUUACCUGGCACCGGGACUUCCACCGCUCACUUUCAUACUCAGGCCUCCAGUAGCCUCCCUCCUUAAAUGGUCCUGGGGCCGGACUCGGGUCCUCCUAGGAAGGUUUCCGUUAGGGUGGAACCUCAGAACAGAAUAUAAGUACUAUAAAUCUUCAUAUUGUUGAAACAAUGAUAUGACUGCCAUACAUUGAAUAGAAUUUAUUAGAUGAGAAGGAAAAUCCCAGACAAAACACAAACAAAAUAUUUUUUAAAAGAAGGCACAUAAACAGAAACUAUAACAUGAAAGAAGAUGACAGAACUAUGGCCGAUUUAAAGUAACUAAAAAUGAUAAGAUAAUUUUUAAAAUCUCAAACUUUCAAAUAAACAAUGUAGAUUAUCAGUAGAACACUUCUUUAGUACAUUGAUUAGAAUAUGUAGCUAUCAAAAUGAUACAAGAAUUACAUGUACUAUAUAUGCAGAAGUUUGGAUAUAUUGGUGGAAAGCAUCUGAAAGCCGUUAAUACUGUUUUUCUUCCCUGUGGACUGGAACUGAGGGUUGGGAAAAAAGAGACUUAAUUCUUUAUAGCCUCAUGCCAACCACCAAAUACUUUUUAGCUCCAAGUUUUCUUAGCUAGAGGAACAGGGGAGUACUAAUGAUUUUAGUGUCCUAGAAAUAUAUAUUAUAUACACAUGUGUGUUUGUUUUGAGAAUUUUAAAUAGAAAUAUAUUUAAAAUUCUCUCAUUUUAUUUUUCUCUAAUUAGAGAAUUAUUAGAGAUAAUUCUCUAAUUAUCUCUAAUUUAAAAUUUCUAAAUAUAUUAGAAAUAUAUUUAAAAGGCAUUGUUCUGCAUUUUGGCUUUUUUUCAGUGUUUCUCACAUUUACUUUACCAUUUUCUGUCCCUCGUCAAAUGUUUCUCCUUGACUCGUCUGAGAGCGCCUUGCAAGCAUCAUACCCGUCACCGCUCAGCACUGUGGGUACCUCGCAAGGACGAGGGUGCCAAGUACAGUUGUCAAAGUCGGCAGUUUAACACCGAUAACACUUUCGUCUACACUCCUUCGUACAAUUUUUUUGUUGUUCAGUUUUUUUUUCUGUUACAAUAUCUUAUCCAGGGUCGUAGGUUACUUUAUCUCACUCUUUAGCUUCUCUUUGUGUUUCAUAGUAUUGAUGUGUUUGAAGAAUAUAGGACAGUUAAGGCAUGGAACAUCCCUCACUGUGGGUUUUCCCGUGUUUCUUUGUGUCUAAGUUCAGGUUGUGCGGUGUGGGUUGAAAUGCGAUGAGAGAUGUGUCCCGCAGUGUCCCAUCCAGACUCACAGAGCAUCCUUUGUACCUUCAGGGGAAGUCCACUUAGAUCACUUGGCUAAGAUGUUGCCAGUCACUGUAAUUAUUGUCUCUCCUUUGCAAUUAGUGCUUAAUUUGUGAAGAGGAAUUUUUGAGGCCAUAUAGACAUUCUUUUUCUCAUUGAACCUGCCCCUCACAGAAUAGCACCCUUUGAUGAUUAUCUGAAAAAAGUUUUACUGUGAUGUUUACAAAAUUGUAAUUUUAUUAGUUGUCAUUCUGCUUUAAGGAAGCAGUUUCCCUUUAUCAGCAUAGAAUAAAUGCUUUUUUAAAGAAGA